This is a messenger RNA of Melampsora larici-populina 98AG31, 1005 nucleotides long. RefSeq lists its product as uncharacterized. The transcript has 3 exons. Gene Ontology annotation, cellular component: nucleus. Lineage: Eukaryota; Fungi; Basidiomycota; Pucciniomycetes; Pucciniales; Melampsoraceae. Gene Ontology annotation, biological process: regulation of transcription by RNA polymerase II. The record is from RefSeq and is a predicted model, not a curated record. Bases 1 to 1005 code for a protein of 334 amino acids. Gene Ontology annotation, molecular function: DNA-binding transcription activator activity, RNA polymerase II-specific; RNA polymerase II transcription regulatory region sequence-specific DNA binding.
AUGGCAACCGAUUGGCCAUUUUUACAUUUAAAUUUAUUAUCACCCAAUCCAUCAUCAAGAGAACUUUCAAACAAUUUAAAUCCAAAUCAAUCUCCACAAGACCUUUCAUUACAUUCUAUCGAACUUGAUCGACAACUAGAAGCAUGGACGAAUAUCGAUUUUAAUUUUGAUUUAGAUCCUAUCACCACAACCGAUACGAAUCUCCCCAACCAUCAUCAUCAUCAUCAUGGAUUGAAUCAUCAUCAUGGAUUAAACACUGAUUUAAAUCAACCUCUUAAUGAGACUUCGAAAACGUUUGAUGAAUUGUUUAGUUUUCCUAGUCCUAAUUUCUUUCAACCAACUGAUCCUACUCAUCACAACCUAAGUUCAUCAAACCAUCUUGUAUCCAACUUAUCCGCUCCAAUCAUACCCGAUCCGAUCCCUACCGAUUCUAUUUCUAUCACUACUCCAGUUUUAGAUUCUUCUCAAGAUUUAUCGGUUCAAUUCUCUCCUAAAUCUCUCUUACCUAUUCCUUCUAAUCUUUCGGUUUCUCAAAGUCCUGAAAGUCAAACCCUUCAAAACAAGAAUGUAGAAGGGACUCCUUCUACUGAGAAACCUGAGUUAGAUGAUGAUGAAGCGAAUAAGGUGGCAAUUGAAGAUGAUAAGCGAAGAAGGAACACUCUUGCCUCUGCUCGAUUUAGAAUGAAGAAGAAAUUGAAAGAACAAGAGAUCGAAAGAUCUGCUAAAGAAAUGAAAGAUAAAGUAAACGAAUUAGAAAAAGAAGUCGAAAGUUUAAAACAAGAAAACAAAUGGUUAAGAGGUUUAAUUGUAGAACAAGCAGCCAAUAAAUCAAACACUGUUCAAUCGAUUACAAAAGAUUUAGAAACCAAUUUGGUUUCUAACCACCAGCCAGAACCAACCAAUGAAACUGAAUCUUUGAACUCAAAUUCAACUUCUUCUCGUAGUAUUAAAUCUAAUCCAAAGAAAUCUACUUCAAAUGCAAAAAGGAUUAAACUAACCAAAUGA